UGCAGUCUCUUCUUAACAAUAAUCCAAUUGAUGCGGAUUGUGUGGUCUCUGGUUUGCCUGUUGGGAGUGUACAUACUCAUCCGGGACGACACGUUCAAAUAGGCUAAUAUGGGACGACACGUUCAAAUAGGCUAAUAUGGGACGACACGUUCAAAUAGGCUAAUAUGGGACGACACGUUCAAAUAGGCUAAUAUGGGACGACACGUUCAAAUAGGCUAAUAUGGGACGACGCUUUCCGCGCAUGCAGUAAACCGGGUGUUUUUUUCACAGCGCGACUUGAGCGGUGUGUCUGAUCUUUAGUGAACAGUAUCUACCCUUCAUGUAUAGCACAGCUGACAAGGAUUGUAAAUACUGUAUAACAUUUGUACUGUGCUUAUCUAGGACAGUAUGUUUAGCUAACAGCGCUCUUGACUGCAAAACUAGCAGCAGUGUUUUUGCUUGCCUGGUUUUCUAGUGGAUCUUUCUUGUUUCAUUCACAUUAUGCGAUGGGAUUUAAAGCAGAUUGGUUUUAAACGUAAGCUUAUCAUAUAAGGAUUAAUACUUGAGACUGCUUUCGGUGCUGUUUUGUAGCAUAAAUAACAAAACAACAACAACAACUUGACACGCAGGCAUAUAAUGCGCAGAUCACUGCGUUGUUGCCAUGGCGUUCGUUGGAUUCACGAAUUCUGUCAGCGAUGGGUUACACGAUGGUAAUUUCCGCCUCUCGUCGAUCCUACUUCUGAGUUGUUUAACUUGGACAGGCUACGGAAGCGUGAGGGGGGACUUUGAACGGCUGUCCGAGUGUUCAGUGCGCACUUCUGAAGGAGUUUUCGACCUUUCCCCAAUCAAGGGCAUAUUGGCUUCCGAGCUGUUCGAUGGUCGGGACACGUGGUUCUACGCCUACAGCCCCUGUGUCCCAUUGACCCUUCCUGAGAACCCAGAUGGGGCCUUUGGUGACAUGUGCAUGGGCGUGGCGAUGUGCAAAUAUCUUCCCAAGUCCGGACCGAACAAACGGAGUUUCUAUUACAACUUGGGAUACGGAACACACGCAGAAUUCAAGAAAGAGACCACAAAGGCUAACCUGACCGAGAUCACGAUAACUUACAAGGGGUCAGGGUCGCACGCGAUAAAGGAGUCUCUGGUGAAGUUAAUAUGCGACCGAGAACGAAGAGCUGCAAACGACACGUUGUUUAAAGUCAUCAAAGAUGAAAAGAAAGAUUUGAUUGCAGAGCUGCGUCACAUUGCUUGCUGUCCAGACGGGUAUAAAAACAUGAAGUCAGAAACACUGGGUGAUGAGAUGAUGACUGUAGAGGAAAAGGAAGACCACAUAGAGGUGGACCGUGUUAAAGUCAUGAUCAUAGUGGGCGUUAACCUGGCUGUGAUCCUCAUGGCGAGCUGUGUAGGCAUGAUGUGUACCGGCAAACGGGCACAUCGAGAAUUCUACCAUAAACUGCCUGGGGUUCGCAACGUCCAGGAACCCAACCUUUACCAACUGACCAGCAGCCAGGACAUAGAACAUGGGUCUCUGGACCCACCUGGCCAUAUGAGCGCUUCAGUUACCAACCUUAAGGGGUCGGCGGCUGUGAAGGGGCCGGCGGGUCCACACAAGCAGGAUUACCGAGACGGGGCUCCGGCUAGGCGGAAGUCGUUCAUUUUCCCCGUGCUUGAACACUCUUGUAUUCCCGAAGAAUGUAUCUCUUUAGGUCAAAGGCUGGGCGGAGGUUUGUUCGGGGAUACGUACCUCGGGGAGUGGACGGGUAUCACAGUGGCCGUCAAACGCGUCACCCUGAGUGUUCACACUUACCAGUCCGACAGGGAGAAGAUUGAGGGCAUGCAGAACGACAUUGCCUUCCUCUGCAAGCAGCGGCAUCGUAACAUCGUGUCUCUGUUAGGCAUGUGCAAUGAUUCCAAGCACCCGUACGUCAUCUCCGAGUUCAUACAAGGGGCCGUCGUCAAGGAUUUCAUAAAAAACAACAGAGAAACGAUGACAUGGUCUCACCGCAUUAAAAUUCUUUCCCAGAUAGCUGACGGUAUGGCCUUCAUACAUUCGACUUCUCCACCUAUUCUGCACCGUGAUCUCCGGUGUGGCAACCUGUUCAUUACCAGCAAUGACGUCAUCAAGAUCUGCGAUUUCGGGAUCGUGAAACUCAUCCAACCACUGCGCGUCAUUUGUCAGGCAGAAGACUGUUGUUGUCAAGGUUUAUACAGUGCCUGCCCCGCAUCCAUUGGCUGGACGGCCCCGGAAGUGCUCGAGCACCCGAACUCCACAGAGGAAGAUGGCUAUAUCAGCACGGCAAGUGACGUCUACUCGUACGCCAUCUUGGCGUGGGAGCUUGUCGUCUGCGAGGAUCCGUACGAGGAGAUGCACGUAGUGCAAGAGGUUAUAGACCACGUGGUAGGCGGAGGAAGGCCGGAAGUACCACGUGACAACAGAAUGUUCAAACCCUACCUUCUCCACGUACAGCAGUGUUGGCACGCCUCCCCAACGGAGCGACCUAACUUCAAACAGAUCACAGUCCAGUUGAAAGAGUUACAAUACCAGUCCAAGGUAUUUCAGAAGGCACUUAGUAGUCACCAAGGUCAAGGUCGAGGUCGGUCUCGGUCAGGACAAAACUCAAAGACUAUAACGUUUGAUGACACGGUUGAAAACAUCUGAUUAGAGAGCUCAUUAAGCCCUUGUCCAUAGCUGAAAAUAAAUAACCGUUUCACAUCGAGGGCGAUCUUGGAUGGAACAAAACCCACAAACUAUAGCGUUCGCUCACACGGCUGAAAACAUCAGAUUAGAGAGCCCAUUUAGCCGAUGUCCAUAGCUGAAAAUGAAAAAAAAACCCGUUUCACAUCAAUAGCGGUAUUGUUCGGAGCAAAACUCAAAGACUGUAACGUUCGCUGACACGGUUGGAAAAAAUUGAUUCGUUAGCUCAUUUGGCCCCGGUCCACAGCUGAAAAUAAAGUGUCGUUAUAUGGGCAAGGCAAAAGGAUGUCGUCGAAGCCUGGACAAUGGCUAAAUAAACAUAAACAUUUUACGUUGAAAAUAGCGGAAAAAAUAGACGUUUUACGGGGAUGGCAAUAUGGUGUUUUAAAUCGUGAUACGAAAGUGUUGCCCGCAUUAAUCUACAUGUCGCGUUUGUCCUUGGUCCUUAUAAGUCAUUAUAUGUGGUUCCAGUGUAUGUGUGGAAACAUAUUGAGCGGGCAAAUUUACUUGUACUUGUGUGGAUGAUCCAUGUAUCUGACGUUACUGUGGAUACAACGGGCAAAUAAGUAAAAAAUAAGGAUACGAUAUGCUGCUGCAAUACCGCUCAUCAAAAGAGGACAUCAUUGUACUGUGGAAAAUUUUGUAUUGUAUCUAUGUGCUUUCUCGGAUUAUGUGAAAUAUGACUUGCAUGUACUAUUACGCCGUAUUAGCAUUAAACACCCGAUCGUCUUUGACAGCGACAUUCGCAAAUAACUUCAAAUGUGUAUGUGCAACAAGGGCAUAAGUUCUGCGGAUACAACAAUGCAUAGAUUAGUAACAUUAUUAGCAGGAAAGAAGUUAAAUGUACAACAUUUGGGACGUUGAUCUGCGAGAGUUUGGUUCUUUGAUUUUGCUUUUGCAUAAGUGUCUUUAUCAAGGAAAAUGUUGCGCAUGCAUUCGAUGUCGUAGAUUUAUUGGGUCGCACGUGUAUGAGGCGUACGCGUUAGCAAAAUGCUGUCACUUGCCUGUUUGCUCUGUACAUUUCGCUUUGUGUGGAUUUGAAAUAUUGUAUUUCAACAUAGAAUGUUGAUCUGAAUAUGUAAUAAAUCGUAUUGUUUUGGUUAGGUUCGUCUGUUAUAUCAAUAUAUCAUGAAAUAUACCAGUUUCUUCUAUUGUCGUUUGCAACACUUUAACCAUUUUCAUAGGAGUUGCGUCAUAUUCAUGGAAACAACAUGGUGGAAAACGUGCCUUCAUGUUAUUAUGUAUAUGAAUAACAAAUAUAGUAAGUGACAAUUACGUUGGAAAACCACAUUGAUAUUAAAAAAUUAAUUGACCAUCAAUUGUAUUUGUGUCCAGAUCGCAACAGUUGUUGGCGUUGGAUUUUACAGUUGUUGCAAUAUCCCAAAUGUGUGUUUAAACCUGAGUUGGAAUUUUAUUGAUCUUAUUAAAUAGUUAUGAAUUUGUUUGUCAAUUUAUGUUUAAAUGAGGUUCGUUAUUGAAUAUAAUCCAAACUAUAUAUAUUUGAUUUACAUGUUGGUUUUCUAAAAUACACCAUAUUUUAUUUCAACGUUUUUAUGGAUAAAAAAUGUUGUUUAGACUUGCAUUUAUAUACUAAUUGAUCGCGAUGACGUGCGAGUUUCUGUUUGAUGGAUGAAAUUCUAAAAGAUGUUGGUUGUGUGUAUACAACUUUUAUGGAAUUUUGUUUCUUAAGCGAUAUCCGUGAAAACAAAGUUUCACAAGGGCUUUCAAUUUUUCAACAAUUACAAAGAUUCAAUGCUGAUUUAACAGGUCAAGAUGAAAAUUUAUUGAAAUACGCUCAUUAUGUACGUAACUGAUUACAAGAGCUGCAAAGGUACUUUAAACGUAAGAAAAUAAAUACUUUUAUUUCAGUGUUUUUUUAAACUAAGUAAGAAUAAAGUAUAUUAUUUUCGGCAUGCUUUUAAAUUUUGAAUAUGAAAUUAUACUGGCUAUAAUUGUUUUCUGCAUGAUUUACAUUAUGUUUGUGCUUGUUGGAAACAAGGAAAAAUCCAUGCACAGGCAAAACCCAUUUCUUCAUUAGAAAUUAUAGUUCUAUCUAUGAUUAAUACGAUUAAUAAUAUAUUUUAUACAUAUUUGAGAGCGUUUUGUGUUUUGAAUUAUGUUAUGUUUCAGUUAUGCUCAGUAAUUGAAGGCAUUUUUUUUUAACUGUUAACAUAUUUCUUAUGUAUAUAUUAUCGCCAAGUUUAUUAGUCAUAUGUUGGUGCUGAGUUGAUGUAUAUAUUUUGUAUCGAUUUUUCCACACUGCUUUAUAUUGAAGAUAACAUCAAAUACACAUUUUAAAUGUGCAUGCCUAUAUUCCUUUUUACAGGAUAUUCGACAGUAUUUUAUCAUGAAUUCCAAACUUGAAAUAUUUUUAAAUCGUAGGUGUAACCUUAAAAUUGUUGUAAAUGUUGUUUUUGAAAUGCAUAUAUUAACAAAAUAAACAGAUAACUGAAA
Dreissena polymorpha is the source of this 5125-nucleotide messenger RNA. RefSeq names its product RAF proto-oncogene serine/threonine-protein kinase-like. Bases 641 to 2635 code for a protein of 664 amino acids. Gene Ontology annotation, biological process: protein phosphorylation. The record is from RefSeq and is a predicted model, not a curated record. Gene Ontology annotation, molecular function: protein tyrosine kinase activity; ATP binding. Lineage: Eukaryota; Metazoa; Mollusca; Bivalvia; Myida; Dreissenidae. The transcript is spliced from 15 exons.